AUGGACGAAAGAAUGAAAACGGAUGAGCACAAAAGCGGCGAAAAGUCGAACAAGUCGUAUAAGAUCCUAGAGUCACAAGGAUAUAUUGUAGGCCGAACACUUGGAAGCGGUUCAUACGCCCGGGUGAAAUGUGCAUACGCUAUUCAUAAAAAGCAUAAAGUAGCAAUCAAAAUCAUUAAUAAGAAGAAAUCGUUUGAUGAUUUUUUAGUAAAGUUUCUACCACGAGAAAUAGAAGCUAUGCGAAUUCUUUCUAAGCACUAUGCGUUAAUACAAUUUUAUCAGAUCAUCGAGACGACGAGUAGAUAUUUCUUCAUUAUGGAAUAUGCGGAGCGUGGUGACCUGCUGACGGAGGUAAAGAGCCGUGGGCGGAUUCCGGAGGUACAGGCGGGCCGCUGGUUCGUGCACAUGUACGACGGCGUGCGCUACAUGCACCGCCGUGGCAUCGUCCACAGGGACAUCAAGUGCGAGAACCUGGUCUUGGACGGAAAAAAUGUGCUCAAGCUGACGGACUUCGGGUUCGCUAAGAAAAUAGGGCGGGCGAAAAGCGGCGGACCUCUGCUCAGCGAAACUUUCUGUGGUAGUUACGCGUACGCAGCGCCGGAAAUCCUCAAAGGGGUGCCAUACAACCCGGUAAUGUCGGACAUCUGGAGUAUGGGCGUCGUGUUAUACACUAUGCUUUAUGGACGGCUGCCUUUCGACGAUGAAGACCACAACAAGUUAUUGAAGCUGGUACAAAGCCGCAUCACACUUCCCGCAAGGCCGGAAGUUUCGUCAGAAUGCAAAACGCUCAUGUUGAAAAUCUUUGUUCGAGUAGCCGACCGAGUGCAGCUUAGGAGUUUCCUGUCAGACCAUUGGUUCAGACUGCAUAAAGCGUCUAGUGAUCUGGAGAUGGACGACGGUGAGACUGAGAAUAAAACCAGCGUGCCUGCGGGGCCGGAGGCAGACGCCCCCGCUGAGUGUGCUCCUGCAAGUGGGCCCGCUCCGGAAAUGGUUGAAGGCGCGGACUAUGUGAGUCUGGAGACAGACAACCAUGACUGA
Mya arenaria is the source of this 1038-nucleotide messenger RNA. RefSeq names its product testis-specific serine/threonine-protein kinase 4-like. Lineage: Eukaryota; Metazoa; Mollusca; Bivalvia; Myida; Myidae. The coding region runs from base 1 to 1038 and encodes 345 amino acids. Gene Ontology annotation, molecular function: protein serine/threonine kinase activity; tau-protein kinase activity; ATP binding. Gene Ontology annotation, cellular component: cytoplasm. Gene Ontology annotation, biological process: protein phosphorylation; microtubule cytoskeleton organization; intracellular signal transduction. The transcript has 2 exons. The record is from RefSeq and is a predicted model, not a curated record.